Molecule: messenger RNA, 1222 nt
Organism: Hydra vulgaris (swiftwater hydra)
Lineage: Eukaryota; Metazoa; Cnidaria; Hydrozoa; Anthoathecata; Hydridae
Source: RefSeq, a predicted model, not a curated record
AAAAAUAGACGAACGAAUAGAAAGUUUUAAAGUAAAAUGACAUGAAAGCUAACUGCAAACAAAGUACAUCAAUGGAAUAUAUGAUUAAGAAAAGUUUUUUUCUAAAUUUGUUUAUAUACUUUUCUUUGUGUUUCAUUUUUAUCUCUUAUCAUGAAUGCAAGUUUUCAUCCUUCAUAAAUUCAAAUGAUGUAAAAGCAAAUGUAACUUUUGUAUCUAUGAGUAGAAUUGCUGAAGCACGCUUAGUAUCCGAUUUUAUACUACUAAAUAUAAGUGUUUCACAUCAAUCGCAGUGUAUGAAUAAAUGCACUAAAACUACAAACUGUACUUCGUAUAAUAUUUUUAAAGAAAGUCAAAAUAUGUUUCAAUGUCAAUUAUUAUCAGAUAACAAAUAUUCAAAUUCAAAUCAGUUGGAAAAAAUAGUUGGAUGGUCUCAUGUCAGUAUACAGAGUAUUCCGUGUGAUAGAUCACCUUGCAAAAACAACGGUACCUGCAAACCUGACUAUACUGAAAACAGCUUUUUUUGCAUUUGUUCAGCAAAAUAUCUUGGGGAAUUUUGUGAAACAGAGAUGAACAAAAUAAUCUCUUUACAUCUGAACAACUUGGGAUGUUGGAAAGACGAUUUAAAUAAAGCUAUGGUACCGCUUGAAGGAUCAUCAUCAGUAUUGAUUGGAUAUUAUCAAAGUCGUUUAAAUUCUAUUGAAAUGUGUUAUCUAGCUGCCAAAGAACGAGGUUUUCCAAUAUUUGCCGUUCAAGAUGGAGGCUAUUGUUCUGCUAGCAUCGAUGAUUUGUACAAAAAAAAUGGCCUUUCAAAUACCUGUAAAAAGGAUGGAAAAGGAGGAGUAACAUCCAAUCAAGUAUAUUUAGUUACUGAAAAAUUGUUAUAUAAUUAUGGAGGUUGUUGGAAAGACAGUUCGCCUUACAGAGCAGCAAAAUCUUUAGAAGGUUUAAAUUCAGGUCUUAGCGGUUUAUAUAAAUACCGUUCAAAUGCUAUUACAAAAUGUUAUAAUGCAGCAUUUGAUCUUAACUUUGAAUAUUUUGCAAUUCAGGACAGUGGACAAUGCUUUGCUGGAAACAGCAGUUCUUACAAAAUUUAUGGAAACGCAAAUAAUUGUAAUGCAGAUGGUAAAGGUGGUUCUUUAGCUAAUGCAGUUUAUAUUAUUAACUAUUAAAUAAACUUUAUCCAUUGAAUUUUGAGCACUAACCUUUUUUAUUUUUUUUUCCA